Messenger RNA from Botrytis byssoidea, 324 nucleotides. RefSeq lists its product as uncharacterized. The coding region runs from base 1 to 324 and encodes 107 amino acids. The transcript is spliced from 2 exons. Lineage: Eukaryota; Fungi; Ascomycota; Leotiomycetes; Helotiales; Sclerotiniaceae. The record is from RefSeq and is a predicted model, not a curated record.
AUGUUUGGCUUUAUCUACGGAGUUGAAGCAAAACUGCUCUUAUUGCCAGACCACUCUUCUCCGUUCGAGCGGAGAUUCGCGGACAUUUCCUCGGCGGUGGAAAAAGCUGGUCAAGUCCCCCCUGUCCUAGUCACUCAGAAAAUCAAUUUACAAAAUGAGGAUCCUCCAUAUCGAAUUCUGCAAUACCCUGUGUUUGCUUUGACCUAUAGUCAAGUCUUAUUACAGUCAUUGAAGGCUGGAGAUACCUUCGGAUCAAUAGACAACCCGUGUGUUCCCACCGGAGAUAAAGGACAUAUAGCAAAUCCUGAGAUCCGCGACGUAUAA